AAAUCUUCACCACCACCACAAUCAGCAACAGCAGCACCAUCCUCCACCACCCACCUUCCAAUCCAUCAUCCGUACCACCAAAACACUUAUUUAUAAAUAACAUAACAUACAAUAUAUUAAAUUUCCUUUUCCCCUUUUCUAAUAGGACCACAGUAACAGCCCACCAGCCCAAAGAGAAAAAAAAAAAAAAACAAAACAAAAACCACAACCCUUUCCUUUUUAUUUUAGAAAAAGAAAAAAGUUUCUGUUGGAUAGGCAGCAGUAGGGCGUGGUUAACCCCAAAAGCUGAGUCAAACACGCCAUCCAUUUUUCCUUUUCUUUUCAAUUUCUGUUUGUUUUUAAGAAAAGAAAAAACUCGACUCGGUCCUGUCUCCUGCAACUCAGACACCACUCCCCUAUGUACCCCUCCACGUGGGGUGGCUCUGUACUCUCUCUCUCUUUCUUUUGCUCUGCACCUAAAACAACAGCUACGAUCCAAUCGGUACCCGACACGCUACUCACUCCUCUCUGCUCUAUGAUCUAUCUCAUCCAUACUACGGCUACUACUUCAUAUAAUACAUUCAUAUAUCUUCUCUUUCUCCCUUUUCUUCGAGAAAAAAGAAAAAAACUAUAUAUUAUUGUUUUCUUACUAUUCAAAUAAACAUAAUAAAUGCAAACAAAAGGCAGGCGCCGCUCGGCAGCGUCGUACAACAUUGUGUUAGGGCUGACAUCAUCUUCAUCACUCUCUCUCUCAUGUCUAAUCAUGCGGCGGCUAUCUAUAUAUCUGCUUCUUCUUCUUUUUCUUUUCUAAUUUUAUUCAGAUAUUGUUAAUAAUAUUUUUUGAAGUUCUUCUGGGACCCAUUUUUUUCUUAAUGCUGAUUUCGCAGAUAUUCCUUCAGUAAAGAAUCACCGCUCGAUGCUGAUCAGACGGUGGAAAGCAAACAUGCGCAGAAAAUGAGAGGGAAAGGAAACGAAGAAGGUUGUCGUAUUCUUUUAUAUAUAAAUAUAAACAUAAGCUGGCCGUGCCGUUCAGCCGACGAUUACGGGUGACUACGUGGGUCCCUCUCCACUAUUUCUACACACUCCCUCUUUUUUAGACAUCUCUCUCUUUCUCUUCCUUUGUUUCCUUUUCUCCGUGUAAAGUUUGCUUUCCCUUUUUUUUAUUUUUUCCUUCAAUUCUCUUCCAUGGCUUCUUCUUCUUCUUCUUCUUCUACUACAAGGGAAGGACACUACAGAGGAGUGAGAAAGAGGCCAUGGGGCCGUUACGCAGCAGAAAUACGAGACCCGUGGAAAAAAACAAGAGUAUGGUUAGGUACAUUUGAUACACCUGAAGAAGCUGCACUUGCUUAUGAUGGCGCAGCUCGUUCUCUUCGUGGUGCUAGGGCUAAGACUAACUUCCCUGCUCCGCCCACCGCUCUUUCUCUCGACCUCAAUGUUCCUUCUGACCAUUCUCACCACCACCACCGUUGGGCCUCCGCAUCUCCUUCUGGUCAUCGCUUCGCUCUGGGUGAGUUCUUGCAGACUGGGGUUCUUAAAGAAUUUACCUUUAAAGGUGAACCCAGUUCGAGUCAGAUGAAAAAUGAAACAGUUGUCGUUCCUGGAGUUGGUGGUGCUCCGCUGCCGGAAAACAGUGGUCAAGCGUCGUUUUUGGGGAUUGUGCGACGCGGGUUACCUAUAGAUUUGAAUGAGCCACCACCGCUGUGGCUGUAAUUAUAUGAUGGAUACUUGGUUAGUUCUUUAUCUUACUACUACUGCUAAUGACGAGGCGUGUCUUACUUGUUAGGGCAUUUUCCGGCAGCUUUUAUUAACAUUACUAUUUUCUCCCUUUUCUCUAAAAAGAAAAACAGAGAAUUAUUUUCUAUGGUCCUGAUGUAUUGAAGGGGAGCAAGUAACAUCAAAUCAUUUCAGAUGACUUAUCAAUGGGCUAUGUAUAUAUUGUCGUUUCGUGUUUCUUUCUUUUAAUGAAACACCUCUUCCUUUCCUAA
Ricinus communis (castor bean) is the source of this 1964-nucleotide messenger RNA. Its product is annotated as ethylene-responsive transcription factor 12. Gene Ontology annotation, biological process: regulation of DNA-templated transcription. Lineage: Eukaryota; Viridiplantae; Streptophyta; Magnoliopsida; Malpighiales; Euphorbiaceae. Gene Ontology annotation, molecular function: DNA binding; DNA-binding transcription factor activity. The record is from RefSeq and is a predicted model, not a curated record. Bases 1165 to 1689 code for a protein of 174 amino acids. The transcript has a single exon.